AUGGGUUGCUGCCUGUCCAGCACGGCAGUGGAGCCGUCCUCGUCGUCACUCCAUGCCGCCACGUCAGCAUCGCUUCCCCCUCACAAGCACGUCAAGGACCCCAUGCUGACGUCAGCGACCAAGGUGGGCCCGGAAGGUGCGCGCCCUGCCCGCCCCGCUGCACGCCCCCCUCUCUCCCCCCACCACCGCGCCCCCUCAUCCCCACCUGCUCUUCCCCGUCCCUCCCACUUCCCCCUCUGGUCUUGGUCCCUGUGCCCUUCACCGCUGCCUCUGCCUUCCCAAGAACCCUCUUUCCCCCUGCCUUCUCUCCCUUCCCCCCUCCUUUCGCCAAUCGCCCCGCGCGCACCACCGCCAUCACUGCGUAUCCCUGUAUGUGUGGGGGGAGGGCAGGGAGGCGGUGGAGAGGGCAACGGGCGCGGUGGUGGCGGUGAAGGCAUGUUCCAAGAAGGUUCUCAAUGCACGCCCGGCCUACAUCAGCCGCGUCAGUGCUGCUCUCUCGCCCACUGCGCCCAUCCCACCCAUCACUCCUGCAUCUGCCUAUCUAUGCUUUCUCCUCCUUUCGUUACUGCUCCUUCUGACUUCUACCCUAACGUCCAUUGCCCCCGGAUAACUCACCCCGUCAUGCUCUCUCCCCCGUGCUUCCCCCUUCUUCCCUGUGCCUAUCCCCUCACCUCUUCGCUGCCAUCUCUGCACAUGAUCGCUGCGCCUCACCGCUGCGCGUCACUGCUGCGGGCGCCAUCAGACCAUCGAGAUCGAGGCGCUGCAGCGGCCACUCUCUUUCCUACUGCGCCCAUCUCUCCCUUCCAUGCCCACCUCCUCUCCCCGUGGCAGCUGUGGGCAGCACCAGCACCGGUCGCACCGCCCAUCAUCCGCCUGCUGGCCACGCACGAGGACAGCCGCCACCUGCACAUCGUCACGGACAAGGCCCAGGGCGGCGACCUCUUCAUGGCCCUCGCUGCGCGCUCCUCCUUCACCGAGGCUGAUGCUGCACACAUUGCGCGGCAGCUGCUGCAGGCGGUGGCGCUGUGCCAUGCGCGGGGCGUCACCCACCGCGACCUGGUGAGGCCUGCUGCAUGCUGGCUGGGCAUGGCCAGUAAUCACAUGCAUGCCGCGAUGGGGCGAUUGAGAGGGGGACGAGCGGGGAAGGAGAGUGGUGGGAAGGAGAGUGGUGGGAAGGAGAGUGGUGGGAAGGAGAGUGGUGGGAAGGAGAGUGGUGGGAAGGAGAGUGGUGGGAAGAAGCCGGAGAACAUACUGCUGUCGGAUGCGCACUCGCUCGCCAUCAAGCUCGUUGACUUCGGCAGCGCUGCUCUCUUCCACCCCGCUCCCACCACCACCGCCACCACCACCAGCACCACUAUCAGCAGCAGCAGCAGCACGGGGGAGGCAGCGCCAGGCGCGGGGAGUAAGGCAGAGCAGCGAGAGGGGAGCCCUGAGAGCACAGUGCAGCAUGGCGAGGCUGUGGUGCCGGGCGCAGAGGGCGCGGUGGUGCUGCGGGACUUCAUGGGCACAGCGUUCUACGCCGCACCUGAGGUGUGGCAACAUGCGUACGGCCCCCAGGCGGACGUGUGGAGUGCGGGCGCCGUGGUGGCCGUGCUGCUCACCGGGCCGCCCCCCAGUGGACUCACUCGCGCCACAGUGCACUCCAAUGCCACGUGGCAGGCCAUGCAGAAAGGGAUAGUCCCAACAUUACCCCGAGAAACCUCGCCAGCAGCGCAGUCGUUCCUGCGUGCCCUGUUGGAGCCCGACCCCUGCCAGCGCCCCACAGCAGCCCACGCGCUGCUCCACCCCUGGCUGGCCGGCGCUGCAGCCGUUACUGCAGAGGGUGCUGCAGAGGGUGGCGCCAUGGCUGUGACAGGGGAUGCUGCAGGGCAGUGGGCGCAGCCCGCUGUGGCGGUGCGUGGGAGCCCUCAGGCCCGGGCCGCCCACCCUCGUGCCGCGCUCCUUGCGGACGCACGGCAGGCAAGUGUGGGGGAGAGAGCAACGGGGGCUGCAGCAGAGGCGCGGGAGGAGGGGACAGGGAAGGCAGGAGAGGAGGAUGGGGAGAGAGGGGAGAGGGAAGGGGAGGUGGCGGCAAGACGGGUGGGGCAAGAGGAAGAGGCGGUGUUACAGAAGGGGCCAGGGCAAGGAGGGGCAACAGGAGAGGGGCGAGUGAGGGGAGGCGUGCAGCUGGAGGGGUCGCUGCGAGGCUUCCGCCUGUACGCAGCUACCAGGAAGCUUCAGCGCGCGUGCGUUGCCCUGCUGUCGCUGGAGCUCAGCGAGUCGGAGUUCCGCCAGCUCGUGCGCCAGCUGGCGAGUGCCACGUCAGCACCAGGCACGUCACUGGAGGCAGUGAGCGAAGCAGGAGACACGGGUGAGGGGCAGAGCGACCACAGAGGUGAGAAGCAGCAGCAGCAGCAGCAUCAGUACCCCCCUUCAGCCAUGCUGUGUCUGCCAGCACUAGUAGCAAGCCUAGACGCCCUGGGGCACCAGCGGUUGUCACUGCAGCUCAUGGCCGUGCACAGCAGUGUCAUGGCUCAGCAGGCCGUGGCGCCGCCGAGUAUGGUGCACGGGCAUGCGAUGACGGGAGUGGAGAGGGAGGAGCGCGUGCGAGGUGGCUGUGGGAUCGCUGCUGCGCUGGAGAAGCAGCGCCAGGAGCAGCAGCAGCAGCAGCAGCAGCAGCAGGAGGGAGCAGCGACCACCCCUCUCGCCCGUCAACCCCCGGCCGUGCCUCCUUCAUCGUCCUCCGCUACCAUCCCUCCCGUGCCUCUGUUUGACCUGCUUGACUUCUCUGCUCUCGUCACGCGCCACCACGACCUGCACCGCUUGCACCAUGAUCCCCACGACCACCACCACCCCCAAUCCGUCGCCCAUGCUGCUGCUGCUGCGCGGGGUGCUGCAGGUAGAGGAGGGAGGAGGGAGGGGAAGGGGAAGGGGAAGAUGGUUAGUCCGGAGAGCGAGAGCAAGGGCGUGGAGGCUGGGAGCAGCCAUCGUGGCUCGCGGCGGUUCUUAGGGCUUAUGAGGGCAGGCCAGGGGGAGAAGGAAGCAGAGAGUGGUGGUAGUGUGCACGGCGGCAGUCUCCACGGGUCAAGGCGGUUCUUGAGUGCCAUGAGGGCGAGGGAGGGCGAGCAGCACGAGGGGGGCGGCAGCCAGCACGGCUCACGGCGCUUCUUUGGCCUCUUGGGGGGUAGGGAGCAGGACGAGGCGAGUAGCAGGGCGGGCGGCAGCCAGCACGGCUCACGGCGCUUCUUCAGCAUGAUGCCUGGCAGCGGGGCGCCCAGCCCGGCAGCAGCAGGCGCGCCCAGCCCCGGAGGCAGCCUGCGAGGAAGCUUCCGCAUGGCCAGGCGCCUGGGGCUGCUGAGGACGGGUGGGGAGGAGGGGGAGGGCGAGGAGGAGGACAUGGCGAGUCCCGGUGCAGAUGGCGAUGUGGUGGGUGCCAUGGGUUCCAUGGGCGCCCCCAGUGCGGCCCCGCUGGCCCUGAGAGGGCCGCUGUCUCCGCGCUCGCCAUUCGCCACCGCUCACAGCGACAACGCUGGUGGCUGGGCGCGACGACUCAACGCCCGUGCCAGUGCGGGCGGUGCCGGGAUGACGUGGCAGUCACCCGUUGGCCUAAGGAAGAGCCCCCUGGCUCAAGGUGUCCCGCCCCAGUCAGGUGGGUGGCAGCAGGGACGAGGGGUGGUGGGGAGCGGUGCAAGCAGUGGUGCCGCCACACUGCCUGCUGCUGCUAGUGCUGGGGCGGGUCGUGCGGAUCGUGGUGGGUUACUGGGUGGGGUGGGCAUGUUGAGUUGCCAGCGCGUGCAGUCGUGUGUGGACCUGGCAGCCAUGGGUGGGGAUGAGUCCAGCCCAGCUGCACGCAAGGGCGCUACCAGAGGAUGGGGUAGGGGGAGGGGGAAGGGGGGGUUCGGGGGCCCGGUGAAAGGGGGAGUGCAGGGCGGUGGUGGUGUGGGUGGAAUGAAUGGGAAGGGCACAUCUGUGCAUGGAGAGUGCCUGUACAGGGAGUUUCUGCUCAGCGAGUGCACGCCUUGA
Closterium sp. NIES-65 is the source of this 4002-nucleotide messenger RNA. The record is from the annotation of a GenBank genome assembly. Lineage: Eukaryota; Viridiplantae; Streptophyta; Zygnematophyceae; Desmidiales; Closteriaceae.